This is a messenger RNA of Cryphonectria parasitica EP155, 2787 nucleotides long. Its product is annotated as family 92 glycoside hydrolase. Gene Ontology annotation, cellular component: cytosol; nucleus. NCBI's taxonomy places the organism in Eukaryota, Fungi, Ascomycota, Sordariomycetes, Diaporthales, Cryphonectriaceae. The record is from RefSeq and is a predicted model, not a curated record. The transcript has 2 exons. Gene Ontology annotation, molecular function: peptide-N4-(N-acetyl-beta-glucosaminyl)asparagine amidase activity; carbohydrate binding. Gene Ontology annotation, biological process: carbohydrate metabolic process; glycoprotein catabolic process; protein deglycosylation. Bases 1 to 2787 code for a protein of 928 amino acids.
AUGGUGAGCCAUCGUCGCCGUCGUUCCACGAAGCCUCUGGCCCUGGCUUCUUCUAUCCUCGCCCUCUCUUGCAGCCACCUCAUCAGCGCAGCUGAGGCCGCAAGACUGUCCGACUAUGUGGACCUCCUCAUCGGCACAGAAGGGCCCACACCAGGCUCGGGCAUAGCCGGUGGGAAUACCUUCCCAGGCGCUGCUCGUCCCUGGCAGAUGGCCAAAGUCGGCAUCGAUACCAGCUACAUGGGCCUGGGAGACCUCGCCAUAGACUGCAAUGCCGGCUACAGUCCUCUGGGCAACGUCACGGGCGUGUCGAUGAUGCACGUCACGGGCACAGGUGGGAAUCCGACCUAUGGACUCAUCUCGCAAAUGCCUCUCCUGGGAACGCUGUCGUCCGUCAAUCUUGCCGACAACAACACCUACUCGCAGAAUCGCUCACUGGUGAGCGAGACUGCCGCCGUGGGCGUGUUCUCGACAACCUUGCUGGAUGGAAUCAAGAUCGACGUUACAGCCUCGAACCACACCGGCAUUAUACGCUACACAUUUCCCUCCUCAUCUUUGUCUACGUCUAAUGUCAGCACAUUUGAGACUAUGGGUACUACUGCCAGCACCACGUCCCAGAUGAAUGCCAACGACGCCCACAUCUUCAUCGACCUAACUCAUGUCCUCCCGGCUCAGAACCCCACCACCCAGAGCUAUACCCAGCAGUUCAUCCGUGGCGAUCUGCAUGUGCGCCCUGGCAGCAGCAGCAACAGCAGCACUUCCUCCUCCUCGUACUACGGCAGCGUCACCUACGCCGGCGGGUGGGUCAACGCCGAGGAGGCCAAGUACUUCUUUUGCGCCAACUUCAGCGUGCCAUCGGGGUCAAAACUGGUGCCGACGAAUGCGUAUGUGCAGCCUGUGGGGUUUAAUCGGGUCGAGGGGGCUGGCACGUUGAGCUGGCCCUUUGAUCUGUUUGCUCCGGCGUCGGAUAGACCGCUGGUGCAGUCUUCUAUGGAUAUCAGGUCGGGGCCGGGGAAUAGGAUGGGCUUGGGAGCAUUGUUCAGUUGGGCGCAGACGACGACGGAAGGGUCCGCACUAGGGAAUGCGACGGCUGUGCUGGAGUCGAGGGUGGGAAUCUCUCAUAUGAGUGUCGAGAGUGCCUGUGGCUACAUCGAACGCGAGAUCCCCUCGACGACGACCUUUGAAGACGUGGUAGAGCAGGUGAAGCAGGACUGGGAAUCCAACGUCCUCAGCGCUGUCGAGGUUGUCGACGACGGCUCCGAGACAAGCCAGAACAGCACGCUGAAGAAGAUGCUCUACACGGCGCUGUACCAGACUGCCCUGAUGCCCACCGACAAGACGGGCGAAAACCCCAUCUGGACCUCCAACGAGAGCUACCCUUACUACGACGACCACUACACCCUGUGGGAUACGUAUCGGACUCUCUUGCCCCUGUACCAUCUUCUUUUUACGAACACCUACAGCCGUGUCGUCAGGGGCCUCAUCAAUAUCUUCUCUUUCGAGGGCUUCCUUCCUGCGGGCCGCGCGGCGAACUGGAAUGGUCGUGUGCAGGGCGGCACACACGCUGAUCUCGUGCUGGGCGAUGCCUUUGUCAAGAGUGUCUUGUCUCCUGUGGCUCCCAGUUCAAAUAACAACGCGACCUCCACUAACAUCACCACGACUGGCCUGGGUGAACUGGGCGACAUUGACUGGGACGAGGCAUACAGGGCCAUGGUGAAGGAUGCAGAGGUUCUUCCCGUGCGCAACGCAGACUCAGUCGCCUUCGACGGCGCGACUAAAGAAGGACGAGGAGCCCUGGACGACUAUCUGCAUCUCAAGUAUAUCACGCGCAACCACACGAGGAGCAUCUCGCGGGGGCUGGAGUACCCUCAGGACGACUUUGCCCUCUGGGCUGUGGCCAAGGGCCUGAAUAGAUCGGCUGAAGCACAGGCUCGGUAUCUGGAUCGUGCUGGCUGGUGGGAGAACCAGUGGAAUCCAGAAGGGAAUACAUCUCUUGCUGUCAAUGGGAGUGAGUCGGCUAAUACCACCUUUACCGGCUUUGCUGGCCCGCGCAAUGCAGAUGGAAGUUUCAACUUCACAAACUACAAUCCUGUCGUCUGCAUCCCAAGCUGCGGCUGGGGCGACGACAUUUACGAGGCCCGCGUCUGGGAGACCUCCUUCACAGCCGCCCCCCACGACAUGUCCCGUGUCAUCCACCUCAUGGGCGGCGACGAGGCCUUCGUCCGUCGUCUAGACGCCUCCUUUAUUCCAGGUCUAGCCGAUGCAGGCACAGGCGACGCCAACAACGACGCCGGCACCGCCCUCUUCAACCCAGGCAACGAGCCCUCCUUUCCCAUGCCGUUCCUGUACAACUACGUGCCAGGCCACCACUGGAAAACCGUCAACCAGACCCGCGCCGUCGUCGAUGCGUUCUACAGCGACGCGAGGGACGGCUACCCCGGCAACACGGACGCAGGCGCACUGCCCAGCUGGCUUGUCUGGAACCUGCUGGGCGUGUAUCCUGUCGCGGGCCAGGCGCUGUAUCUGCUGGGCGCGCCGAGGUUCAGCUCGCUGCGGGUGAAGCUGUUUGCGGGGACCGGGUUGGAGAGGACGCUCGUGAUCCGGGCGGACGGGUUGGCGGAGGAUCGGGUCUAUCCGCAGAGGGUGACGCUGGACGGGGUGGCGCUGGACAGGGCGUGGUUGAGCCAUGGGGAGCUUGUGGGGGCAGAGGAGCUGGUGUUUGAGAUGGGGUCUGAGCCGGUGGCGUGGGAUGUGGGCGAGAGGCCGUGGAGUUUGAGUGGGUGGUCAUGA